AUGCAGCGUAUGAAGAUGAAUAUUCCCGAACCAGAGCGGUAUCCUCGAAUGACACCUGAGGAAAUCGAGAUGGUUAAGGGAGCAAUAGUUGAAGGCCAUAAAAAUAUAUUAAUUGCCUUUAGAUCUGAUAUUCGAAACUUCAAGACACUUUACAAAGAUUGUUACGUAGUUUGCACACCAUUCAUUCUUUAUGCCUACAAGAAAAAUGGUAAAAAACUCGAGAAAAUGGCAAGAAUUUACCUAGCAGAUAUUAUUUUAAUCGCAUACUCAAAAGAAAAAUACCUUUUAGCACAAUCGGAAGAUACAUCUCUUGUUAUUACUGCACCUGAAGCACUCCGUGUUGCUCAAAUUCUUUACAGAAACUAUCAAAUUGUAUUUUCCAAUUUAACAAUAGAAGAAACAUGCGAGCUACGUUCUUACGAUAUGUCCCUCUUCCCACCUAUCAAAUUACCACUUUCAAAUUCGCAAAAAUUCCAAUUUGCAUACGCAUCUCUUUGUGCAAAGGAAAUGAGACCAUUUAGAAACGAAGCUGUUCGUUUCCUUCACUCAAUGGUUCUUGCUCGAAAUGGAGUUUUCGAUAUUUCAUUACUUCCUGUUGAUCUUUUUAUUGAUAGAAGAGAUCUUUUGCCUGUUUUGAAAGCUGUUGACUAUAUGAAGUUCACAUCAGGUUUCUGCUGCGUAAAUGUUUCUCAGCCUGAGCUUUUCACAGGAAUUGCUGAUAUUAUUUCAAAAAGUACUUCAAUUAAGAUUCUUUACUUCGUAAAUUGCCAAAUCACGCAAGGUAUGAAACAGAUAUCAGAAGCUCUCAAAGCAAACAGAGAAUUACCUGUCGCUUACUGGUGUUUAGAUCAAAAUAAAAUUACUGACUUUGACUUCUUCCCAGUCAUUGUUUCUGCACAAAAGGAACCGAUCAGAGUCCUUUCCCUUAAUAAUUGCGGCAUAAAAGCGAACCAAACAAACGAAUUAUUCAAAGCUCUCGAAGCAAACACAUUCCAACGCUCUAUGGAGGUUCUCCAGAUCCAUGGCGCUGAGUUUUCCCAGGACUGUGUGGCCUCAUUUGAUAAAUGGCUCGAUUGUCAAAGCGAUGAGCUGAAGAAACUCGAUUUGGGUGGAAUUGCCAACAGUGGUCAGGCAAUUCUGAGCCUUAUCCGCCGUUACGCACCUCCUCUGACCCAUUUAACCCUCUCUGGAACCCAAAUUAACCUUGCAGCCCUUGAAGACUUACUUGAAUUCAUCAGAGAGUCCAAGACCUUGGAGAUGCUUGAUAUUAGCGGUACUGGAUUGGCUCCAAAGAGCAUUACCCAUGUAAUUGAAGCUAUUGCUGAAAAUGAUAACCUGAAGAGAUUCGAUUUGAACCUCAGCAACCUCGCAAUACAUGGAGCUGCACUCAUGCCGAUGUUCGGAGCCUUCCUUGAUAGCAAUCUCGAAAAAUGGAGAUCAAUUAUUUUGGAUGAGAACGGAAUGAACGCAACAGACCUCAAGAACUUCUUACCAUUAUUAAUAAUGAUGCCAAAACUCAAGCGCCUUUCCCUUUCUCGUAACUUUUCUUCAAAGACAGAAAAUAUCUUGAACAUUCUCCCAGGAAUCAUCGAGAUCAAGUCACUUAAAUACCUUAUUAUCCAAGGUGGCCCAACAAUGAAGCUAGAAUCCGCCAUUUAUCCACUUAUCGAACAAAUUUCUGCCAGAAAGCUCAAAUAUCUUGAUCUGAGCAACAAUGGACUUGGUGAUAGAGGUGUAUCCCUUGCUGUUGGCGCUCUCCGAGCCAUUCCUACACUGAAACAUUUCGAUAUCACAGAUAACGGUUUAAGAGGUAUCCAAAUCUGGAUGGAGCUUGCAGAUGCAGUUGUUUCAGCACCAGCGCUCGUUGAAUUCCAGUUCUCCAUGUCAGAUAUGCUUGCGACAAUUGAAUUAUCUAAAAAGAACAAGGCAACGAUCAGGCAGUUAACAGAACUCCAAUCAUCAGCACUCAACGCAGUCUAUGCACGCCGCAGAAGACUUGGACUCGGUUGUCCGUACUUGGAAACAGAAGAUGUCGCUUAUUUAUCCCGAAAAUUCAAAAACGGUUCGAAACAUUCGGCCGUUUGCAAGGAAUUCAAUCUCCCAUUGCCGUACCAACAUGAAGGAGAGGUUGUCGAGGAUGGUGGCGACAUUACGGAGAUAGAUAUUGGUGAAAUGGCCGUUUACGAAACAGAUUCAAUGAGAUAUGUCAUUGAAGAAGACGUUUCCGCCUUCGAAGCACCAGAAAUAAUGACACAGGUCAUUACAUUGCCAGGAACAAUGCCAUUGAUCGUUGAAAACAAGGAGCCAGAGGUAAUUAGCAACAAAACAAGUAAUCCGCCACAUUCAAGAGUUGCUUUCAUCGAACCUGAUCAAAAGGAACAACCUGUGAUCAUAGUAAGCUCUGAUGAUUCUGAUGAAGAUGAUGUUAUUAAGUCUAAAAACUUUGAUAUCAAUGAUGAAAAAGUUUUCGGACAAAAAGUGACAAAAAAGAGGUCCCUUAAACCUGAUUCAGAGAGCGAAGAUGAAAUACAGGUGAAACCAAAGAAGUCCAAUACUCCGAAGAGAAAAUUGAAGCUGGAUGACGAUGAUGAACCUGAAGAAGAAGAAAUUCCAAAGAAAUCUCCAAAGAAGAGAAGCAUUGAACAAGAAAGGAAACCAAAGAGAAGACUAGAAGACUCUGAUGAUGAAGAAGAGGAGCCAAAACCAAAGAAGUCGACUCCAAAGAAAAGAAUUCUUGAUUCAGACGAUGAAUCACCGAAACCGAAGAAAUUUAAUUCGAAGAAAGAGUUGUUUAGCUCGGAUGAUGAUGAGCCACCAAAGCCAAAGAAGUCUACGCCGAAAAAGAAAAAUCUUGAUUCAGAUGAAGAGGAAAUAAAGCCAAAGAAAUCAAAUUCGAAGAAGCCAAUAGUUAGUUCUGAUGAUGACGAACCUCCGAAACCAAAGAAAUCGGCUCCGAAGAGAAAAUUAUUGGAUUCUGAUGACGAAGAACCUCCAAAGCCAAAGAAGUCUACUCCUAAGAAGUCAUUAAUUAGCUCAGAUGAUGAUGAGCCUCCAAAACCUAAGAAAUCAGCACCAAAGAGAAAAUUAUUGGAUUCUGAUUCGGAAGAAGAACUUCCAAAGCCAAAGAAAUCGGCUCCAAAGAAACCAUUAAUUAGUUCUGAUGAUGAUGAACCACCUAAGCCAAAGAAAUCGACUCCAAAAAGGAAAUUAUUAGAUUCUGAUUCAGAUGAAGAACCUCCAAAGCCAAGGAAAUCUAAUUCUAAGAGGAAGUAA
This is a messenger RNA of Trichomonas vaginalis G3, 3273 nucleotides long. RefSeq lists its product as uncharacterized. The record is from RefSeq and is a predicted model, not a curated record. The transcript has a single exon. Gene Ontology annotation, molecular function: protein binding. Lineage: Eukaryota; Parabasalia; Trichomonadida; Trichomonadidae. The coding region runs from base 1 to 3273 and encodes 1090 amino acids. Gene Ontology annotation, biological process: regulation of Arp2/3 complex-mediated actin nucleation; cell migration. Gene Ontology annotation, cellular component: plasma membrane; lamellipodium.